AUGAAUUGGUGUAUAGAUGAAAACGGAAGGGAUAGACGGAUUAAUAGAUGGAUAAAUAAUCAGACUAAGGGAUUUGGCCUUAAAUUUUCUGUCAAUGGGAGAAUCGUUUCUGUCACAUCAUAUUUUAUGCAAAUGGAGUCAAUCCCAGACAUGUCUUCCUCAGUAAAUAAAAACUCAAAAAUGGCAUAUUCUGCAAAAUAA
Molecule: messenger RNA, 201 nt
Organism: Echinococcus granulosus
Lineage: Eukaryota; Metazoa; Platyhelminthes; Cestoda; Cyclophyllidea; Taeniidae
Exons: 1
Coding region: 1-201 (66 amino acids)
Source: RefSeq, a predicted model, not a curated record